Suillus bovinus is the source of this 2064-nucleotide messenger RNA. RefSeq lists its product as uncharacterized. The transcript has 9 exons. NCBI's taxonomy places the organism in Eukaryota, Fungi, Basidiomycota, Agaricomycetes, Boletales, Suillaceae. The record is from RefSeq and is a predicted model, not a curated record. Bases 1 to 2064 code for a protein of 687 amino acids.
AUGUCUUACAACACCAAUACUUCUGCUGCUGCUGCCACAGCAAACCAGGCACUCAUUGAUCUUCUUGACAGGUUGAAUGAGUUGGUUGAAGAGGUCCUCCAUUCACAGUCAGAGGAAGAUAAAAUGAGAUUGAGCCGGACCAUUGCUUUUCAAUUGAACAAUGCAGCCCGCUCUCACCUCACAGUGGCCACCUACAUCCCCCUUCGCCUGCUGUCAAUGGCAGCUGAAAUCCAUCACGCUCAAAGGGGCACUGCACAACUGGCACAAGUACCGGAUUGGAGUCGUGUUGGGAACAAUGAGGACAUUUGCCGGAGUCAUCCCUUGUAUUCAAAGACACUCAGUCCAUCGUCCACUGCCACCAUUCCUGCUGGCUCAUCCUCUGCGCCUGAACCGGCAGGCCCAUCAUCUGCGCCAGAACUGGCAGGUCCAUCCUUUGUACCUCAACCGGCAGGUCCAUCCUCUGCGCCUCAACUGGCAGGUCAAUCCUCUGAGCCUGAGCCUGCAGGCUCAUCCUCUGCUCCGGCUCUGGCACAAACCUCAGCACCUCCAAUCGCCACUUUGCCAGGCCCCAGUAUCAUCCUCAAGAUCCCUGGUGGUGCAAUGCCCGGCCCAUCAAAACAUCGCAAACACCAAUUUAGCGUCAGCCCCCCACGUCUGGUCAAGAGGGCAAGGAAGAUAGCCAAGUCCAAGCGAAUCUUGAGCGACACCGAUACUGACAGACAUGGGGUAAAGGGAAAGGGCAAAGGAAAGGCAAGAGCAAGGGCACCAUUAUUGGAUGAUGAGACCCAGGAAAUGAUGAUGAAAGAUGCCAGUCAUGAUCCGGAAGUCAAGGCAAGUCUCUUCUUUUCGCAUAUUCCACCAAAACCGAGACAAAAUGCGCUCAAAAAGAAAAUACCAGUUGUUGACAUCCGCACUCGGCUGAUGCGAGCUUCGAAUGCCAGAAACAAGGGUGGUGACCCUGCAGAAGACGAACCAGAGGAAGACGUAGAGUUAAUUGACGACAAACGAAAGCCACAUGUUGACCGGGUCAAAGUCAAGGAACCGGUAUGUUUAUUUCAUUGCAAUGCUGUCGAUGUCAGAUACGAGGCAUCUAGGAACAGAGAAGAGGAAGAGGGGGAAGCGUCCGCAGCCGAUACUCAGCAACCUAGUCCUAUUCCAGAGGAACUGGAUGCUGAUGUCGAGAUGGUCGAUGGUGCUCCUACGGUGCCAAGUGCUGCCCCAGUGGCAUCCGCUGACGAUUUUCCCGAGGACCAUUGGAUCAAACCCAUGGACGAUAGUAUCCUGCCUCCCGCACCAUUUGAUGAGACACUGGAUGAGGUCUGGUACUCUCCUAUUUAUCCGGCUUGCACUCAAAGGCCCCCCUCCCCUGUUACCACAUUGAUGUCCAUUUCGUCUCAUCAGUCUCCCCAUCCUCUCAGCAAUGCGCAGAUUGAGGCUAUGCUGGCCCAAAUUCAGCUUGAUAUGGAGGAGCUACACACAUGUGAUGAUACCAUUCACAAUGAUCUGUCCAGUCGCAUCGAUGAGCUGCACGCCAACUAUACAGAACAAUUUGGCCUCCAGAAGGGACUGGUAGAUCAGUUGACUGCUCAGGUGGGCGGAAUUGCAAGGUACUUGAGGGACAACCAAAGGGCCGCUGCAUCAUCGGUCAUCACUCCACCUGCAUUCAAUCCACCACACAUUGUCGUCCCCAGUACCCCCAUAUUCCCCGAGUUCAGUUCUAUCAGUGCAUUAGGUCGCGCUGUUACCAACAAUGUCUUUACUCCGGAUGUGUUCUUGUCUCGUGCCUGCCCCACUGGAGAUGGCUCGCCAGUGACAAGGCAUGGGCAAGCACCCACAUCUGGCUCUACCUCCACAAUCAAUCUGGUCCCCAUCAUGAGGGAAUCCGGUCCAUCCAUUCAGCCCACUGGGGUACUGCCAGUACUUACUGACACGGUCCCAACAGAAUCCAUGCCUUCCACUAGCACCAUUCGCAUGUUGGUCACCGGGUCAGCAAAUGUACCUGAGGAUGGUCGGUCGGUGAGUGCUAAGCAUGCAAAGGACUCGUCCGGGGAUGGGCCCAAGUAA